UGAAAAAAUGUAUAAAUUGUUUUGUCAUAUAUUUUGUUUGUUUCAGGGAAUGAGCGUGGGCUUGAGUGUGGGCGCGGGGGCGAGCGCGUGCGCGGGGGGUGCGAGCGAGAGGGCACGAUACUCUCCACAUCAUCAUCAACUGCUGGCACACUUCGCCUCGCCACUGCUCACAGGUCGCUCGAGCAGCAGCUCCGCAGAGUCGGUGUCGAGCGCGAGCGCGUCGCCGCCGCCGGCGGGCGCGGGCGCGUGCGCGGGGGCGGCCGUGGGGGCGGGGGCGGGGGCCGGCGCGGGGGCGGGGGCGCUGCGCGUGCGCACGCUGUACGCGUGCCUGGGCGAGAGCGAGGGCGAGCUGUCGUUCGAGCCGAACCAGAUCAUAACGAACGUGUCCGCGUCGCCGGAGCCCGGCUGGCUGCGCGGGACCCUCAACGGCAAGACCGGCCUCGUGCCCGAGAACUACGUGGAGCCCCUGCCCUAGUGUUGAUCCCACACCUUGUUGAUCGUUCUGUACCUAUAUUUGUAUAUUUUGUACAUUGUAAAUAAGAGUCUGUUGAUAUUUCUAUUUAUAUUAUUAUACUUAUGUUGUGAAUUUUGUACCAAAUAUACUAUAACAUAUUAUACGAUAUCCGUCGUAAAUUAGCGAUUAAAAGAUUAUAUUAGAUUUU
Messenger RNA from Diatraea saccharalis (sugarcane borer), 662 nucleotides. NCBI's taxonomy places the organism in Eukaryota, Metazoa, Arthropoda, Insecta, Lepidoptera, Crambidae. The record is from the annotation of a GenBank genome assembly.